AUGGCCUACGCCCUCAAAACAGAACUCUUCCCCUUGCACGGCGGCUGUCCUUGCGGCCAUGUCCGCUACCAGCUUGACCAGCCUCCUCUGCUCGUCCACUGCUGCCACUGCACCGCCUGCCAGCGCCAGCUCGGCACCGCCUUCGCCAUAAAUGCCAUCGUCGAGGCCACCGCCAUCACCGUCCACGACGGCCCAGCCCCGAAGAGAAUCGUCGCCGAACCCGAACCGGCCGCGAGCCUCCAGCACGGCUUUGCCACUCUCACUCGCGCCGCCGCCGCCACGCCGCACGACGAGCAUCGUCCUCCUUCUUGCCUCACUUCGUCGGACGUGCCGCGAGAGUCCAAGGACGAAGCCGACGCCGCCCUCCUCCGAGUCACCAUCCCUUCCGAGUCCGGCAUCGGCCAGACCAUCGUCCGCUGCCCCGUCUGCCGCGCCGGUCUCUGGAGCCACUACGUCGACGCCGGUCCCCUCGUCGUCUACCUCCGCGUCGGAACCCUCGACCGCGCCUGGGAGAUCGACCCGGACGUGCAUAUAUAUACCCGCAGCAAGCGCCACUUCAUCCACAUCGCCGACGGAAAGCCGCAGUUCGAGACUUACUACCCGGACCGCGCCGACCUCUACCGCCCCGCCGUGCUGGAGAGGGUCGAAAUCUUGAAGCCCAUGCUGCAGUCCUACAUGGCGGAAUUGAGAGCUGCUCUGCGUUGA
Drechmeria coniospora is the source of this 705-nucleotide messenger RNA. RefSeq lists its product as uncharacterized. Gene Ontology annotation, molecular function: carbon-sulfur lyase activity. The transcript has a single exon. Bases 1 to 705 code for a protein of 234 amino acids. Lineage: Eukaryota; Fungi; Ascomycota; Sordariomycetes; Hypocreales; Ophiocordycipitaceae. The record is from RefSeq and is a predicted model, not a curated record.